UGUCAUGGCAACUGUACAGCAUGUGCUGACAAAAACAAGCGCUUGACCGUUCACCGACAGUUCUCUCGACAUUCGACAUCUACGACGCCAUCUUCUUCUUCUUCUUCUUCUUCUUCUUCUUCUUCUUCUACUUCUUCUUCUUGCAUUAAUCAGAGACGAAGAAGGCAGGCGAUAGUCGGUCAAAAAACAAAGAGAAGGGAAGCCCUAAAAGAGCGAGCGAUGAGCGGAGCGAAAGCCCGCAGCGACGCGCCUGUUGCUGAAAAUGUCUCCAGCGGCGGACACAGCACUGCGGCUCCUCAGCGUAAGCCCGGCGGAGGGGUUCUGAAGAGGCUCAAGUCCCGGAGGAGUCAGGUGGACAGCAGGCCCGUCACGGAGGAAGACCUGCGGACACAGAGUGGGAACAUCACGCCGGAGGAUGUGUUAGGACUGCGGGUAGCUACGAGAGGGUACCUCUGUAAACCUGAGGAAAAUAUUUACAACAUCGACUUUGUACGCUUUAAGAUCAGAGACCUGGAGACCGGCACUGUCCUGUUUGAAAUUGCCAAGCCCCCACAUGCAGACGAUGAUGAGGAAAACAGAGAAGCAGACACCAGCGCAGGCCGGUUUGUACGCUACCAGUUCACCCCAGCUUUCCUGCGCCUGAGAACUGUGGGAGCUACGGUGGAAUUCACAGUUGGAAACAGGCCUUUAAACAACUUCCGCAUGAUCGAGAGACACUACUUCCGCGAUCACCUGCUGAAGAGCUUCGACUUCGACUUUGGUUUCUGCAUCCCAAACAGUCGGAACACCUGUGAGCACAUCUAUGAGUUUCCUCAGCUGUCCGAGAGCCUGGUCCGUCAGAUGGUGGAGUGUCCUUAUGAGACCCGGUCAGACAGCUUCUAUUUUGUGGAGAACAGACUGGUCAUGCACAACAAGGCAGACUAUGCUUAUAACGGAGGACAGUGAUAUCUGCCAACCAGAAAGCAUGCAAACACACACAAAAAAACACAUGCACAAACAUGUACUCACACUUAUAGAUACACACAUACAUGCAUAUCUGAACAUACAUGCAGUUCAGUCACUCUCAUGGACACAAGCUGCAGCAAACACAGUUCAGUGUACUCCCUUAUCAGGGGGUGUAUUUGAUAUUAGAGGAGGACUGCUCUGCUUUACUAACAGGACACUACAGUAAGCAAAAGGGUUAAAAAAAAAAAGGGGUGAAUUCAUCUUCUUUUAAUUAUGAACAGAUGUGUUUAAUACCAAAAGAGGAUUCCUCUCUCUAGUGGCCAUGUGACGUGUGUCUCAAACAGACCAAAUGGUUAUUAGAGAGUCCCUCUUGGCAAUUUUAAAAGUGUCCUACCACCCCCUCAACGCACAUCCACAUAGACACACACUCAAACACACUCAAUCCCCAAGUGACACACAUAGUGUUUAUGCAGUGUGUGUCAGAAGCAGCUGUUCUCAGAGCUGCCGCCUCCACAAUCCACUCCAGACAAUAUCGGGGGAGAAAGGGAGAAACCAUCCACAAAAACACUCCUGUCAAACACACAUGGUCACUCCAGCACCCCCCCUUCCCAUCUCCCCCUCCUCUCUGGCUUUCAUACAAACACACUUAAACAUAUAAACAGAAAGAACUGUAUAAGAGUUUGAUCAAAGGUUUUUAAGUUUUUUUUU
Messenger RNA from Labrus mixtus (cuckoo wrasse), 1653 nucleotides. RefSeq names its product protein unc-119 homolog B-like. The coding region runs from base 220 to 945 and encodes 241 amino acids. Lineage: Eukaryota; Metazoa; Chordata; Actinopteri; Labriformes; Labridae. The record is from RefSeq and is a predicted model, not a curated record. Gene Ontology annotation, cellular component: cilium. Gene Ontology annotation, molecular function: lipid binding. The transcript is spliced from 5 exons. Gene Ontology annotation, biological process: lipoprotein transport; cilium assembly; nervous system development.